AUGGGUUCCACGGUAGAUCCAGGUUUCAAGGGCGUUGCAUAUCAGCCACAGGAGGAAGUCUACUACAAUGACGGCCGCGAAAUCGCUCUUCUGCAUUUUGUAUAUGGGCACCCACAACUGGAAGAAAUGCGUGGGAAUCCACAGAGAGUCUUGGAUGCAAUUGAUGAGUUCGGCAAGACCAAGAAGUAUUUGAUGAACAUCGGACCAUAUAAGGCGAAGACGGUGAUCGACCUCAUCACGGAGGUGAAGCCCCAGGUGAUGGUGGAGCUAGGAGGUUACGUCGGCUAUUCAGCCAUUGCCUUCGCCGCAGCGGUUCAAGCUGCUGGCGGAAAGCAGUACUGGAGUCUGGAGCACAAUGCCGAGUUUGCCGCUGUCAUCACAAUGCUGGCUGACCUGGCUGGCCUCCGCGACAUUGUCAGAGUUGUCGUUGGCAACAGUGCCACCUCCCUGAAACGUCUGCAUGGUGGAGGCGACUUGAAGCAUAUCGACUUGCUUUUCCUGGACCAUCUGAAGCCAGCGUACACGCCUGACUUGAAACUGUGCGAAGAGCUCGAGCUUGUUGGUCCCGGUUCGGUCUACGCCGCUGACAAUGUUGUCAAACCGGGCAACCCGCCGUAUCUCGAAUACGUUCGAAGGACUGUCCAAGAGAAAAAGGAAGCCUUCAAUUCGGGAGACACAAAUAGCCCCCGCGGCAACCCAAACCUUGUGUACGAAAGCCGCUUUGUUGAGGGCUGGGAACCGUCAGGCGUGCCAGAUGCUCUGGAAAUCACCAGGUGUACUGGUGUAGGCCCGUAAACUCGAAACGAAUACAUAACAGGCAGACAGGCUUGACCCGAACGACAAACGGAGUUAUGAUGGAAUACGAGUCGAGGCCACCGUCGCAUCAUCGACAACAGCUGCAGGUGACAAGCCUCAGGAGUUUGCGGGGCUUGGGUUGCAGAGGAUGGCGCCUAUUGGCGAGCCUUCAGAGUCUGUUCACGCUGGCGAUGCGUGCUCUUUUGUAGCCUUCGAAGCUCUACGGA
This is a messenger RNA of Microdochium trichocladiopsis, 1022 nucleotides long. Its product is annotated as catechol O-methyltransferase. The record is from RefSeq and is a predicted model, not a curated record. The coding region runs from base 1 to 795 and encodes 264 amino acids. Gene Ontology annotation, molecular function: O-methyltransferase activity. Lineage: Eukaryota; Fungi; Ascomycota; Sordariomycetes; Xylariales; Microdochiaceae. The transcript has 4 exons.